GACUCCGGAUUUCCCUGCGCGGCGAGUUUUUCCACGAGUCGUGUUUCACGCUGGCUGUCAAGAACCAUGGACUGUUUUUGUAUGCCUUGCUUUCUGUCAAGACACCAUGACGCCUGGUAGCCGAAUGCUGAUGGUCAUUCUAUUGUGCCAAGUGAUCCUAGGAGGUUCCAACCGGGCCAGUUUGAUACCUGCUGAGACCGGGAAGAAGAAGGUGGCUGCAGGUUUGCAUCAACAGCAGCAGCAGCAGCGAGGAGGAGGAGGAGGAGGAGACGGAGACGGCGCCUCGGGAACUGCACACCGCCUGUUCCCAAACCAUGAACUCUUGCGUGGGUUCGAGGCCACCCUCCUCCAGAUGUUUGGGCUGCGCCGGCGGCCACAGCCCAGCAAAACAGCCAUCGUCCCCUCUUACAUGAUGGAUCUCUAUCGCCUCCAGUCUGGGGAUGAGGAGGAGAAUCUUCAAGAUCUCAACCUCCAAUAUCCCGAGAAAUCGACCAGCCGCGCCAACACCGUGAGAAGCUUUCACCAUGAAGAACACCUGGAACAUGUGGCCAACCCAUGGAACCAACCCACUCGCUUCCACUUCUUUUUCAACCUCAGCAGCGUGCCGCCCACUGAGCCAAUCUCUUCCGCGGAGCUGAGACUCUUUCGGCAGCAAGUCAAUGAAGGGGAGGCAGUGGCGACAGCAGCGGCUUGGGAGAAAGGCUUCCACCGGAUCAACAUUUAUGAGGUGAUGAAGCCCCUGCAAGGGGGGGACAUGGUCACCAGGCUGCUGGACACACGCCUGGUGCAUCACAAUGUGAGCCGCUGGGAAAGCUUUGAUGUGAGCCCCGCAGUCAUCCGAUGGACCGCAGGUGACCAGCCCAACCAUGGGCUGGCAGUGGAGGUGAUUCACCUCUACCCCGCGCAGACUCACCAGGGCAAACAUGUCCGGAUUAGCCGCUCUUUACCUCAAGGAGACCGUCUGGAGGAUGUCGAAUGGGCUCGCCUCCGGCCUCUCCUGGUCACCUUCAGCCACGAUGGCAGGGGCCAGUCUCUGCUCACGCGGAGGACCAAACGCAGCCCUAAGCAUGCACACCAGCGGCCGCGCAAGAGCAAGAAGAAUUGUCGCCGCCAUGCCCUGUACGUGGAUUUCAGUGAUGUGGGCUGGAAUGACUGGAUUGUAGCCCCACCAGGCUACCAAGCGUUCUAUUGCCACGGGGAUUGCCCUUUCCCUUUGGCUGACCACCUCAACUCUACUAACCAUGCCAUUGUGCAGACUCUGGUGAAUUCCGUCAACUCCAGCAUUCCCAAAGCCUGCUGUGUCCCCACAGAGCUGAGCGCCAUCUCCAUGCUCUAUUUGGAUGAGUACGAUAAAGUUGUUCUCAAGAACUACCAGGAAAUGGUAGUAGAGGGAUGUGGCUGUCGUUAAAGGGGGGGGGGCAAUAAGUUCUCCCUGCCUCUUCCACUUGCCACCUUCCAGCUUCCCUGGCCAAAAUGGGCCCAGGAUGAAGGGAGGGGGGG
Molecule: messenger RNA, 1500 nt
Organism: Protobothrops mucrosquamatus (brown spotted pit viper)
Lineage: Eukaryota; Metazoa; Chordata; Lepidosauria; Squamata; Viperidae
Gene: BMP4
Product: bone morphogenetic protein 4
Exons: 3
Coding region: 107-1408 (433 amino acids)
Biological process (GO): SMAD protein signal transduction; negative regulation of transcription by RNA polymerase II; negative regulation of apoptotic process
Cellular component (GO): extracellular region
Molecular function (GO): BMP receptor binding; cytokine activity; growth factor activity
Source: RefSeq, a predicted model, not a curated record